Messenger RNA from Aphanomyces astaci, 2572 nucleotides. RefSeq lists its product as hypothetical. NCBI's taxonomy places the organism in Eukaryota, Oomycota, Saprolegniomycetes, Saprolegniales, Verrucalvaceae. Gene Ontology annotation, cellular component: nucleus. Gene Ontology annotation, molecular function: DNA helicase activity; DNA binding; ATP binding. The transcript has 18 exons. Gene Ontology annotation, biological process: nucleobase-containing compound metabolic process; establishment of sister chromatid cohesion. The record is from RefSeq and is a predicted model, not a curated record. The coding region runs from base 19 to 2511 and encodes 830 amino acids.
CGGAGCAGGAUCAACACCAUGUCGGACGCAAAGCGUCAGAAAGUGCAUCAUGACGCCGACGAUGGGCAAAGUGAAAGGGAUAAUGCCGCGCAGAAUCCAUUUAGCUUCCCGUUUCCUCCAUAUUCCAUCCAAGAAGACUUGAUGAAGCAGAUCUACGACACUAUCUCGCAGUCCAAGAUCGGCAUCUUCGAGUCCCCCACGGGAACGGGCAAGUCGUUGAGCUUAAUCUGCGGUGUGUUGACUUGGUUGCGCGACCAUACCGAUGCUAAUGGAGUGCUCUUGCCCGACAAAGCGGACGAGGUCGCAACCACCGACUCGGCAUCGAUCGAGCCGUCAUGGAUGCGCAACUUUCACGCUCCAGCGCAAUCCACCUCAGAACGAGCAUUGAAUGACGUAUGUGCCAAAUUGGCCGAGAUUCGAGCAAACCCCACGCAUAGUCGCAUUCGCGACACGCGGCUCAUGCAUGGAGCGGGCAGGACUCCACAUGGACCAAAACCAAGCACUACCCCCACUGGAGCGACAAGUGGAACGAAACACGAUGACGGCGACGAAGUGCACAUCGUUCCUGCCUACGAGAGCGGCAAUGACGCGGCGAAAGACGCAGGGAGUAGCGACGACGACGACGACGACGACGAUUCGACAAAUCGCUUCAACAGCGAACCCACCGACUACAAUGUUGUCCAGAUAUUCUACUGCAGUCGAACGCAUUCGCAACUGAGCCAAUUCAUGCAAGAAAUCAAGAAAACGUCGUUUGCUAAGUCGAUUCGGACGCUGACGCUGGGGGCGAGAAAGUCGUUGUGCAUUCACCCAGACGUUCGAAAGCUCACGUCGGACACGGCCAUGACGGACAAAUGCCUCGACUUGAUCCAGUCCACCAAAACCAAAGCCCCAGGCUGCCCCUACAAUAAACGAACCACCCAAGUGCAUUUCCGCCACCAUGCCCUGGCCCAAGUUCAGGAUAUUGAAGAGUUGCACGACCUCGGCCAACAAAUGUCCAGUUGCUCGUACUAUGGCACGCGGUCGGCAAUCCCCCUCGCACAAGUCAUUGCGAUGCCAUACUCGAUGUUGCUGAGUAAAUCCACGAGGGAAUCGUUGGGUAUCCACAUCAAAGGCAGCAUUGUCAUCUUGGACGAAGCGCACAACAUUGCCGAUGCAGUCAACAACACGUACAGCGUCACCGUGUCAGGGCAGCAUCUGAUUAAAACACGCCGCCAAGUAUGGAGUUACUUUCAGAGAUAUGAAAAGCGACUGCAAGGGCGGAAUGUGUACUACAUCAAGCAACUGUUGGCGGUGUUGCAACAUUGCCACAAGUUCCUCACGUCCAAAAUAUCGUCGUCCAAUGCUAUGUUUACCAUCACCGACUUUCUUUUUGAAGCGAAAAUGGACAACAUCAAUCUGUUCAAGAUUCAGCAGUAUCUAGAACGAAGUAAAUUGGCGCAAAAGUUGCUGGGGUUUGUAGCAACUGAAGACGGAGGCGACGGAGUGACGACACACGUGUCUCCCUUGCGAACCAUCGGAGCUUUUUUCAUGGCGCUGACUACGGCUACUGCCAACGGCCGCAUCUUGGUCAUGCAACAAGAAAAGGAAGAUGGCGGAAAGGAGAAUUGCCUCAAGUUCAUGCUGUUGAACCCAGCGUUGCACUUUGCAGACAUCGUCGCAGAAGCAAAGUCUGUGAUUUUAGCUGGAGGAACCAUGCAACCUGUAUCUCAAGUGUUGCAUUCGCUCCUCUUGGGCGUAGAUCGUGAGCGCAUUGACCUGUUUUCAUGCGGUCACAUCAUCCCCCCUGCAAACUUGACUGCCGUCGCGCUGGGUGUGGGGCCGACCAACACGGAAUUGGACUUUACGUUUUCCAAACGGAAUACUCGCCCCAUCAUGGACGAAGUCGGACGGAUUGUGCUCAACCUCGUGCGCGUGGUGCCUGGGGGGGUGGUCGUGUUCUUUCCGUCGUAUUCGUAUGAAAACCAAGUGAUCCUGCAUUGGAAAUCCACAGGCGUGCUGGCAGCUAUCGAAGCAAAAAAGAUGGCCUUCCGAGAGCCCAAAAGCACGGCCGAAGUCGACGCCGUCUUGACGUCGUAUGCAGCUGCCUGUCAAGAAUUUGGGGCGAUUCUGUUUAGUGUCGUGGGGGGCAAAAUGUCGGAAGGGAUCAACUUUAGCAACGAGUUGGCACGUUGCGUGGUGAUGGUGGGGCUGCCGUAUCCGAAUCCACACGACCCAGAGUUGAUGCAGCAAAUGGAAUACACGACCAAAAGUGUCUCGGGGGUGUCGGCCCAUGACUUUUACUCGAACCUGUGCAUGAAGGCAGUGAACCAGUCCAUCGGGCGGUCCAUUCGCCAUCGAAACGACUACGCUAGCAUCAUGUUACUCGACCGCCGAUACAACACGAACGUCAUCCGGUCGCGACUUCCGAAAUGGAUUAACGACCGCACCGUCACCUACCCGACAUUUGGGCCUAUGAUUCCGCACCUCGUGCAAUUUUACAAGCAGCAUCGCCCUGCCAACACGACAAUUUGAAUCGCAACCACAAUGAAUAAUCGAUUCUAUCGAUAUCCUGCUAUCAGGAGACGUGUUUCCA